This is a messenger RNA of Betta splendens (Siamese fighting fish), 3633 nucleotides long. RefSeq names its product RNA binding motif protein 10 (gene rbm10). NCBI's taxonomy places the organism in Eukaryota, Metazoa, Chordata, Actinopteri, Anabantiformes, Osphronemidae. Gene Ontology annotation, cellular component: nucleus. The transcript is spliced from 23 exons. The record is from RefSeq and is a predicted model, not a curated record. The coding region runs from base 207 to 2978 and encodes 923 amino acids. Gene Ontology annotation, biological process: mRNA splicing, via spliceosome. Gene Ontology annotation, molecular function: RNA binding.
CCAAUCAAACAGUGGCGUAAGUGUCGUGGCCCCGCCCACCUGAUUUGUUGUCGUACUGUGGCCAUUUUACACUUGGAUCCCUCUAAUAUAGGGCUUUUCAACUGGGCUUUAACCUGACAUUUUACAAACUGUCUUUUUGCAUUUCCUCUGUGCAUCUAAUGCUGUAAACAAAUCAAAAAAGGGUGGAGGAGAAUCAGUGGCUCGACAUGGACUAUGAACGGAGCAGGGGUGGGCGAGGUGACCGGAUAGGUCGCUACGGCAACACUAGUGAUAACCACAAUUUUCAGGACAUGGACUACAGAGGGUAUAGCCAAGAGGAUGAGGAGGCUGGGCAAAUUGACUUUCCACCAGCUCAGCUAGAAAUUAGCCCAGCUUUCCAAAACAGUGGAAAUGAGCGGGGGGACAUCGGGCAGGAAGGUCAAGGGGUCCCGUGGCCUCCUUGCUCCCGGUCACAGACUGAUCUUGCCUAUCCCAUGGUCCAGCGAGAGGAAGCGGCAUCCAGACUGGAAGUUGAGCAGUUACAGACUGGCCCAUGUGAAAGGGUUCAAGAAAAGGGGGGAAGAGGUUUUAAUGAACAUAGUGCCACUCUUUUAGUAAGUGGUGGGGGCGACUGGGGUUGUGGUAAUGCUCAAUCUGACCGGCUUGAAUACAAUACAUCAAGGCAAAGAGAAGAGGACUGGAGGAAGAGGAGGGCCAUUUCAGUAGGGUCAGAGGAGCACAGCUGUGGGAGCGCUACUCGAGACUUAUCGCUUGAGGAGUUGGAUCAGAAGGACCAGGACUACCGUGCAGAUCCAGACCACAACCAGAAGCCCAGCAACAUCAUAAUGCUUCGCAUGCUGCCACCUAAUGCCACAGGAAGUGAGAUCCGGGCACAGCUACAGGAGAAAGGUAUCCAGCCAAGAGAAGUUCGCCUUAUGAGGAACAAAUCUUCAGGUCAGAGCCGAGGAUUCGCCUUCGUCGAGUUUAAUCUCAUACAGGAGGCCACCCGCUGGAUGGAGACCAACCAGGGGGUGCUGUCUAUUCUAGGACAGAGAGUGUCUAUGCACUACAGCGAUCCAAAACCACGUGCCAAUGAGGACUGGCUCUGCAACAAGUGUGGUGUGCAGAACUUUAAAAGGAGAGAGAAGUGCUUCAAAUGCAGUGUGCCUAAAUCAGAGGCUGAGCUGAAGUUGCCUCAAUUGCAAAAGGAUUUGCCUGUUGGUCUUCAAAAGGAGGGAGCCCAGGGCUUACUCCCACUGCCAGCACCCUACCACUCAUCUGGUCCUACUGUCACCCCAGUCACACAGCAGGCAGAUCUUGCCAAUGACACACUUAUACUAAGGAAUCUUGGUCCACACACGUCAAUGGAGGCCAUUCUAUCUGCUUUAGCUCCAUUUGCCACGCUCUCUCCUUCCAAUGUUCGUCUAAUCAAGGACAAGCACACGCAUCUCAACAGGGGCUUCGCGUUUCUACAGCUUUCAACCAUAGUGGAGGCAUCUCAGUUGCUCCAGAUCUUGCAGGCACUGCAGCCAGCUCUCACCAUCGACGGGAAGGCUAUCGUGGUGGAGUUUGCCAAGGGCUCCAAACGUGACGUGUUCCUGACAGACGGCAGCAGGGUCAGUGCUGCUACAGUGGCGAGCACAGCUAUAGCAGCUGCACAGUGGGCUGUCACACAGACCACUCAGAAUGGAUUAGGUCGAGGUCAGAGCAUAGAUACCGCAGUGUAUCAGCAGGGGGCAGCAGUAGCAUACAGCCAGGAGGGAACUGAAUACUCUGCACCAGAUGGCACAGCUUUCAAGGCCCAGGCAGAUGCCAGGGUUGCUGCUAUACCCAGUGCAGGAGUAGCCCUGAUGGGAGCAUACGCAGCAGUAGCUGCCCCUGCUGGUAUUACAUCAGAGUUGGUGGCGUCUGGAUCAGCAGUCGGGCAUCCGAACACUCAGGCACCGGCUGUGCUCAGCACCACAACUGCUACCGCACCAGUCACACAGGUUGAGAUAGUAGGAAAACCACAACCAGCUGCCUCCAGCCAGCCUGCGACCCCAGGCACUGAACACGAGCUCCAAAAAUAUCCUGUGCCAGAUGUGUCCACAUACCAGUAUGAUGAAAGUUCUGGCUACUACUACGACCCACUCACAGGCCUCUACUAUGACCCUAACUCUCAGUACUACUACAAUCCUCACAGUCAGCAGUACAUGUACUGGGAUGGAGAGAAGCACACCUACAUUGCCGCCGCUGCUGGCCAGUCGACCGCUGAUGGUGCCCCAGUGAGCGAUAAUGGUGCACCUUCAGACUCACCAUUCUCAACUCCUGGUAGCAAGGAGAAAAAAGACAAGCCCAAGAGCAAAACUGCUCAACAGAUUGCCAAAGACAUGGAGCGCUGGGCUAAGACUCUUAAUAGACAGAAGGAGAACAUGCGUUCCGUGUCCUCGUCUCCUGCCAACAGCUCUGCAGCACUACCUCCCGGGUAUACUAGGACACCUGGCCACGGUCAUCAAGAUGAUCGGCGAGAGUCUGCGAGUGCUGAUGCAGGCUACGCUGUUCUGGAGAAAAAGGGGGCACUGUCUGAAAGGCCUCAGAUGUUCUUGGAUCAGAUCCGACAAAGUUCAGAACAUUCCCCACCACAGCAACGGGGACUGGUCCCAGCCUACAGUGGAGAAACUGACAGUGAAGACGAAGGAGGUGAAAAGGAGGAGAAAGAGGGCAGAAUGACAGACUGGGCCAAACUGGCCUGUCUGUUGUGCAGGAGGCAGUUUCCCAGUAAGGAGGCUCUGAUCCGGCACCAGCAGCUCUCUGAGCUACAUAAGCAAAACUUGGAGCAGAGAAGACACCAACUGGACGCUGCAGGAAAGGAGCGAUCUGUAGGUGGACUUGAACCGCCUGAUCCAAAGAAAAGGAAGUUCAAUCCUGUUGACGGCAUCACAGGCACCAGUCUUGGAGCGAGGAUGCUGCAGGGAGGCGUAAAAAAGGGUCUUCUGUUGCGCAAUAUGCAAGUGGAGUGAUUCCUCAACCUUGAAACCUCAACUUCCUGACCCACACAGACAACAGCAAAGCCCAACACACAAUGCUUUACGAUUAACAUAGACAUAUCUGUAGAUAAAUCUGUAACGUUUGGUUCGACAGUAAUUACCUCAGCUGUGAUAAUAAAAUCAUGUGAACUGACCGUGUAGCAGUGGGUGCCAGGAAAUUGCACAGACAGCACCUUUUUUGCUUUCUCCCUGAAUGAUGCAGUUUAGAGUUCUCGCUUGCUUCAGAGUUUUAUGAAGAAAUGUGUGCUGUUGUGAAAUGACAGAUCGAUAUAGAUUUUUAUGGCUGCAGAUGGGAUUUUCUAAUAUUACUGUCUAUGCACUAUAGAUUUUUUUAAUUUAACCCUACACGCCUUGUCAUCUGGUGAAUGACUGAUCAGGGCAUGACCUGUGUGUACAUAUUAGGAUGAGCACUUUUUUACCAGUCAGCUGUUGGACAGUGGCCUCAUGAAGUGAACAGGGUCACACAGCAUGUAGAGAAGUGUCACGUAAUUCACAUAUAAUCUCAUGAUAUAAUACAUGGUUGUCUCUGGAGAAAUGUAUGUUUUAUUCCUUUAUUUGUUCAAGAAUGUGCCUGUGUAUCAUCAAACCCGUGUAAAUUAAGUUUUCAUUACAUUUCAUUUUCAUUAUG